This is a messenger RNA of Solanum verrucosum, 1162 nucleotides long. RefSeq names its product anaphase-promoting complex subunit 10. Lineage: Eukaryota; Viridiplantae; Streptophyta; Magnoliopsida; Solanales; Solanaceae. The transcript has 6 exons. Gene Ontology annotation, biological process: anaphase-promoting complex-dependent catabolic process; protein K11-linked ubiquitination. The coding region runs from base 122 to 697 and encodes 191 amino acids. Gene Ontology annotation, cellular component: anaphase-promoting complex. The record is from RefSeq and is a predicted model, not a curated record.
CAUCCUCCAUUUCCCCAAAUCCACUUUUCAAAAUUGAAAACCAGUAUGCGCUCGAAAACCUAGGGUUUAUGUUGUUGCAAACAAUUGGGGAUUUUACCUAGUUGAAUUAAGAGCUUAAUCAAUGGCGGAUUCAUCAGAGGGUGAGGAAGAAGGGAAACUAACAGGAGGAAGCCAGCAGUUAGUUGUAGAUGAUGACCUCCGGGAGAUGGGUAAAAAAGCAGCUUGGAGUGUCAGCUCUUAUAAACCCGGCAAUGGGGUUCUUUCACUUCGCGAUGAUAACCUUGAAACCUAUUGGCAGUCAGAUGGUGCACAGCCUCAUCUUGUUAAUGUUCAAUUUCAGAAAAAAGUUAAGCUUCAAUUAGUCGUCCUGUAUGUUGAUUUCAAGCUUGACGAAAGCUAUACACCUGGUAAGAUCUCUAUCCGAGCAGGCGAUGGCUUUCACAACUUGAAGGAGAUAAAAGCAGUGGAACUUGUGAAGCCAACUGGAUGGAUGCAUAUAUCUUUAUCUGGUAAUGAUCCACGUGAAACUUUUGUCAACACUUUCAUGCUGCAAAUAGCUGUGCUCUCGAAUCAUCUUAAUGGAAGAGACACUCAUAUCCGUCAGAUUAAAGUCUAUGGGCCAAGACCGAACCCUAUCCCUCUUCAGCCAUUUCAGUUCACUUCUACAGAGUUUAUUACUUAUUCUGCUGUGAGAUGAAGCUCAAGGGACUAUCCCAAGAGGAAAGAUGCCAACAAUAUUUAUUGAUAUUAAAAUGCAAACUGGGGAUACAAAAAGAGUCCCUUUUUCUCUUGAAACAGACCAAUCCUCCCAUUAACAAAUCUGAGAUCCUGUCCUUGGAUGACUUGAGUAAUAGGAUAAUGGAAAUUGGGUCCUACAAUGGUAAAACCUCGUGAACCAGGCUUACUGCUUGACUACUUGCUUUUCUUCUUUAUGAUAUUGUUAAGUCGUAGGCCUAUUGGAUGUCCAUGGUUGGUUUGUGGUAUUCUAGAAAAUUCCUGUUUACAAGUCCUAUUUGGCUUCAUAUAAACCCUGUCACUAGCAACCAUGGUAGGGUCUUAUAUUAAUUUGUAUUUUCUCUCAAUUUUCUGUAAUACCUGGAACUGGAAGAGUGGAUUCUUGCUCUUUCAGAUGUUUUUGUUUCAAAGCAUAUUGCUAAAUAUU